Lathyrus oleraceus (garden pea) is the source of this 544-nucleotide messenger RNA. RefSeq lists its product as uncharacterized. The record is from RefSeq and is a predicted model, not a curated record. Lineage: Eukaryota; Viridiplantae; Streptophyta; Magnoliopsida; Fabales; Fabaceae. The transcript has a single exon. Bases 26 to 409 code for a protein of 127 amino acids.
CUUCUCUCAAUACAGAAAGUUAUCAAUGGCAUCAACCAAAUCCUUCAUUACUGCUUUACUUCUUGUUGUAACAAUGUCAAGCACGAUCUUAGAAGCUCGCCAACUUUUACAAACAUCUUCACAACAACCUAAUUUUCCUACCAUUCCCUCUUUACCAACAACAUUGCCACCUUUGCCUUCAAUUUCAUCAAUGCCUCAAGCAAGUCUUCCUCCAUUACCUACUAACAUUCCAUCUCUUCCUAAACUCAUUAUCCCACCACUUCCUACCUUUCCUACAAAUAUUCCAACUCUCAACGUUCCACCAUUGCCUGCAAUCACUUCACUUCCCAACAUCCCCACCUCAAUCCCAACCACAUUCCCCUCCAUCCCAUUUCUCUCCCCACCACCUUCUUCAACCUCUAGCCCUUAAACACUUCUUUACAAUGUGGACAUUACUGCUUCAUUUCUUUAUCGUGUGUGAUGAAAUAUAAUGCUAGUAAUAUCUUUGCUGUAUUGUAUGGUGUGAAAAAGUCUUUGUAUUUUUUUCUCUUUUUUCUUAUCAAUU